AGGGCACCUUUCCUCUUGUUUGGUGCGGGGGGAACGCAAGGCGGGGUCAGGAAGCUGGCGCAUGAAAAUCCGAUUCCAUAUCAGAAAUGGUUUCUCGAGGAAAACACUCGAGCCCUUUUAAACCCAAUUCACCAUCCUUUAGUUACAGAGUAUUUUCUUCGAUUAAAUCAAAAGCGUCUGGAACUCGAAAGUUUACAGGAGCAGGGCAAGACAGAUGCAUUACGUGCAUUGAAGAAUAAGCUUGAUGGAAAGCCCUUUGAUCAUGUUAUGUGGAACAUUCAAUACAGAGAGGAACUUGACAUUUCCGAGGCGAUUUCUGUUUAUUUGCUAAAAUUGAAUGAGAACGUAAAAUUGCGAGAUCAAAUUCUUUCAGGGAAGAAUUCAACUGGAGAAGACCAGGACCUUCUAUUGAUGCUGGAAGAAGAUAUUGAAUCUCUCUUGGGUCAGGUACGGGAUCUGGAUGCUCAAGUAAAUAGUCUGAUGGCACGUCGACUUGAAUCUAGUGACGCGCUGGGAUCAUCAAGUCGUGCAUGGAUAGUGGAGGUGACUGGGAAGGCGGGAGGUGAAGAGGCCUCUUUGUUUGCUGCAGAGCUGGCUGGGAUGUACCAGGCCUAUGCUGCUGACAUCAGAAAUUGGCGUAUCGAGGCAGCCGAGGAUGGGGCAGGGGCAGGAGGGUGUGGAGGAGGAGGAUUGGCGGGAGCAGGUGGCGGCGGUGAUGCCGCGGCGUUCACGGCUCCAGUACAGGCAAGUACGGGGGUUAAAUUUCAAGCGACGGGUGACGGCGUGUAUCGCAACCUCCGCCAUGAAAUUGGCGUUCAUAAGGUGCAGCGGGUUCCCGUUACCGAGCAAGGUGGCAAGAUGCAAACUUCUACAGCUGUGGUGACACUUAUGCCUGUACUCGACCCUGUCUCUGUGGACGUUCAUGAAAGCGACUGCAAGAUUGAGUUUGUGCGAGGUUCUGGUCCUGGUGGCCAGGGGAUGCAGAGCAGUUCCAACGCCGUUUGUCUCACGCAUCUCCCCUCUGGCAUUUCUGUAAAAUGCCAUCAGUCCCGAUCUGCCCUGGGAAACAAGGAACUUGCUUUACAGGCGGUUGCCCAACAGUUGUUGGCACGGCGUGUCAAGGACCAAAACUCGUCUCUUCACGAGGCCUGGAGAAGGCAAUGGAGCAGUGGCGAAAGAUCGGAUAAGAUGCGCACGUACAACUAUCCCCAGAACCGCGUGACGGACCACCGACUUGGCAAGGACUUCCCCUUAAGUGCAUUUAUGGAGGGUGGUAAAGGACUAGCGACUCUGCACGAUGAUUUAAAUGCAGCAGAGGACAGACAACAGUUGGUUGCCGUCUUGCUGCGACACAUAGAAGGUGAGUUUGGGAGUGUGGUAUGA
Trypanosoma conorhini is the source of this 1383-nucleotide messenger RNA. RefSeq names its product putative peptide chain release factor 1. Lineage: Eukaryota; Euglenozoa; Kinetoplastea; Trypanosomatida; Trypanosomatidae. Gene Ontology annotation, biological process: translational termination. The annotation marks the transcript as partial. The transcript has a single exon. The record is from RefSeq and is a predicted model, not a curated record. Gene Ontology annotation, molecular function: translation release factor activity.